Messenger RNA from Cylicostephanus goldi, 291 nucleotides. The record is from the annotation of a GenBank genome assembly. NCBI's taxonomy places the organism in Eukaryota, Metazoa, Nematoda, Chromadorea, Rhabditida, Strongylidae.
AUGUCACUCGAAGGUCUCAAGCUGGGCUUCGGGCGUUUGACUGGAAUGGUAGUAGGUGGAUUUAUGAUAUUUGGAAAGUUGGACACUGGUCUUCCUCGUUUUGGUCCAUUGGCGAUAGCAGAGAACUGUCUUUCUCAACGCCUGCUCUUUCUCGUCGCUUUCCUCGAUUUCUCCAAGCUCAUCGUCAACAUCAUCUUCGCCGAUGAUGUUGCCGCAGCUUCUCUCAUGAUUUGCCGAUAUAUGCCAGCUAAACUCUUAUCGAAGCUCGUUGACGGUCUGUCUUCUGUAUAA